This is a messenger RNA of Aspergillus pseudonomiae, 1039 nucleotides long. Its product is annotated as GrpB family protein. NCBI's taxonomy places the organism in Eukaryota, Fungi, Ascomycota, Eurotiomycetes, Eurotiales, Aspergillaceae. The coding region runs from base 235 to 834 and encodes 199 amino acids. The record is from RefSeq and is a predicted model, not a curated record. The transcript has a single exon.
GUUCAUUGUCCUCUUAAGAACCCAGGGAAAGGACUAUACCUUAUUGUUACUAGCUGCGCUCCAGUUAUUGGGUGCCUAAUACGAGUCUGGGGGAUUGUUAUUGAUCUUGGUCUGAGUCAUCCAGCAGCUUAUGCAAUCUUGCGCAAAACUGUCCUCCAGGUCACUGGAGGUAUGAUCUAGCUGCAACAUCAUCGGUAAGAUUUAUAUUACCAUAAGACCUUGUUUGCUACCAGGAUGGCCUCCACGAAUGAGAUUACAAAGUCGUCUCAAAUGCCACCUGGUGUCGAAGUCGUUUCAACCCGGCCGCAAAAGUUGAUUGAAAUCGUGGAGCCAGACCCAACCUGGCCGGAGUCGUUUGCGAAUAUUGCACGCCGGAUUGCUGAUGCCCUUGGUAACCGACUUCUCUCUAUUGAGCACGUCGGGUCAACCAGCGUGCCUGGAUUACCCGCCAAAGCGGUUAUCGAUGUUGACGUCGUCGUAGCUGAUCCCACGGCGGAAGACUCCUACGUGCCGGCCCUUGAGACUGCGGGGUUUCAAUUCUUGCUUCGCGAACCUGGCUGGCAUGAGCAUCGCCUUUUCGGUUUCAAUGACCCAUACGCGAAUAUCCAUAUAUUUAGUCCGAAUAGCGCGGAACUUAUUCGCCAUCGGCUGUUCCGUGACUGGUUGCGAAACCAUGAGGACGACCGCCGAAGCUAUGCAGACGUCAAACGGCAGGCAGCUGCCGCUAGUCGGUUGGCCGGGGAAACUGUGAUGGAGUACAAUGCCCGCAAGGAAUUUGUGAUACUUGAUAUCCUUCAGAAAGUCUUCAAGGAGCAUGAGUACGUGAACGAGUAGCCUCCGAGAUACAGCAUUAGUUGGCUCGGAGUUUCACUGUCGAGAGCCAUGAGCCAUGAGGUUGAUGGGAGCACACAUCGGCUUUUCGGCCUCGUUUGGGUACACAUAUUCGUGUAUAUCGAAGAUCAGGAAAUAUCAUUUUAUUAAAAAUCGCGUAAGGGUAAUGUCUAACCGGGGAAAUAGGCAAAUUGAGAUGUAUAUCUAA